Molecule: messenger RNA, 5684 nt
Organism: Frankliniella occidentalis (western flower thrips)
Lineage: Eukaryota; Metazoa; Arthropoda; Insecta; Thysanoptera; Thripidae
Gene: POSH
Product: E3 ubiquitin-protein ligase SH3RF1
Exons: 17
Coding region: 638-3607 (989 amino acids)
Biological process (GO): positive regulation of proteasomal ubiquitin-dependent protein catabolic process; positive regulation of JNK cascade; protein ubiquitination
Molecular function (GO): ubiquitin protein ligase activity; protein binding
Source: RefSeq, a predicted model, not a curated record
CUUCUAGUGAAUUUGUGCUGCAGUGGUCUGAGCUUAGACUGAGUGUCUUUACCUGGAACGAAAACCAACAUUAGACAAGUAGUGUCUUCUUUAUAUUCUACCGGUGGUUUUGGACUACAAGUAGUGAAGUGGCUCGAAACUUCAGGAAGUGUGUCUCUGCCCUCGCAUCUUUUCAGACGACUUACUAGAGAUCAGAGACGACCCAUUACUGAUUUGGGUGUGGACUGUCAUUCCUAACCUUUCCAGGCGGAUGUGACUAAUUCUACAUCUGAUUAGAUUUAUUUCAUUCUAUCAUAGUACAUUCUCAUGACGUGUAGCUUGUGCUGUUGACCAACUGGUUCUCUCUUAUAUUUUUUUUUCAUUACUUGUUCCUUAUUCUGAUUUAUAACUUUUAUGUCAAGUGGUCAAUUCAAAAUAAUUCUCGCUUUUCCAUUCACUCUAAGUGGAUACCAGUGGGGAUGUGCGGAACUCAGUUUGACUAGGCCCUGUUCUGCUUUCUUUCUCGCAAUUACUUUUCACUAACGUUAAUUGCGUUCCUUCUAUGCAAAUGCAACAUCUGGAAAUCCAGUAUGGAUAAAUACUUGUAUUCAGUACCAGUGAAUACUGUUGCUAUAAUUCUCCUUCAACGUAUUUGAGCAUGGAUGAAUGGACCUUAAACGACUUGCUAGAAUGUUCAGUGUGUCUGGAACGUCUAGACACAUCAAGCAAAGUAUUACCAUGUCAGCAUACUUUUUGCAAGAAGUGUUUGGAGGAAAUCCAUGUGACCAAAAAGGAACUCAGAUGCCCAGAGUGCCGUGUGCUGGUCGAAACAAGCAUAGAUGACUUGCCUCCAAAUGUACUACUUAUGCGAAUUUUGGAGGGUAUGCGAAAUGCUGCUCCGAAACGAAGAAGUAGUGGUGCUCCAGCCAUACACCAUCAAAGAUCACACUCUCAACCUGUCUCUGGAACCAUUUUUCCACCAACAACCAUUGCAGCUGCUGUCCCUGCGUCUGUGUCGCAACAUGCACCCCUUUCCUCUGAAAAUGCUGUAAGGAGUCAUUCCAACACAAAACAAGUUCCUGUCCUAACUCAACCAUGUGCAAGAGCUGUGUAUGAUUACAUAUCCAAGGAACCUGGGGAUUUAAGCUUUAAAAAGGGAGAUAUAAUUACACUGAAGAAACAAGUUGAUCAGAAUUGGUACCAUGGUGAAAUUGGAGGUGUGCAUGGUGUAUUUCCAAUAUGUUAUGUGCAGAUAAUGCCUCCACCUGCGAACAUACCACAAUGUAAAGCUCUAUAUGAUUUUAGAAUGACAAAUGAUGAAGAAGAGGGUUGUUUAACAUUUUCUAAGGGAGAUAUCAUUACUGUAAUAAGAAGAGUUGAUGAAAAUUGGGCUGAAGGCCGUUUAGGUGAAAGAGUAGGAAUUUUCCCCAUAGCAUUUGUUGAAAUGAAUGGUGUUGCACGUGCUUUUAUGAAAUUAUCUUCCAAUAUCCAACCUGGGCCAUCCAGGCUUGCUCCACCAACUCCAACAACUGAGGAAACAACCCCUCUUAUACCAACUGACCACACACAUGCUGCUGUACCAUCACAGCCUCAAAACUUGUCACCUCAGCCGGCAGGCCAAUCUCAGGCCCUGCAUCAACCUUCACCCCAAACUUUGCAGCCUCAUAGUCAAACCUUAAAUCAAAUCCAGCCACAACUGCCUCAAGCUUUAUCUUCGCAGGCAGCAGCUCACCAAAAUCAAACCCAGUUCUCAACUCAAUCAGUACCCAAGCCACCAUUAAGUGUUGCUGCAAAUUUUCCCCAAACUGACUCUAGCUCAUCAAUCUCGUCAAGCUCUACAACUCCCAAUACAAGUAGCACUUCAUCAAGCUCUAGCUCUAGUACCACACCCUCAUCUCCUGCCUCCCCUCCACCUCGCCCGUCAGCAUCGGCUUGGAGUCCUCAAACAAGGUCUUCUCGACCGACUAGCACUGCAACAAGUACUGCUCAUGAAAGCAGCAAGCGACACAGUCUCAUUGCUCCCCUCUCCACGCCUACUCAUCAAGCCACCUCAAACAGGCAUUCAGCUGAAGUUCUUGGAUCUGGAGAUAUCACUGGAGUUACGGUAGAGCCCUCUGCAAAUGGGGAAUUUGUUAGGCAAGGCAGUGGUCGCAACCAUCGACGCUCAGGAAGCAGUGAAUUGCCACUUUCUAGUGUUGGAAGCAUUCCACCACCACUUCCACAGGGCAUCCAUCAUUGUCUUGUCAAUAACAGCAACCUCCCAGCAACGUAUAUUGCUCUGUACCCUUAUAAACCCCAAAAAGCAGAUGAGCUUGAACUUCGCAAGGGUGGAGUGUAUACAGUCACAGAGCGGUGUCAGGAUGGAUGGUUCAAAGGAACAUCAAACCGAACUCAGAAAAGUGGAGUUUUUCCUGGAAACUAUGUGGCUUUUGUUAAGUCCUUACCAGGUGUUCAAUCACAGCUCCGAAGUGUCCCACGGGGUAGUGUUAAUGCCAGUACUCCUACCCGGUCUGCAAGUAGUGGUGCAGUUUCACCUCAUACCACUAGCACAAGCACUGUUACCUCCACAAGCUCACAGUCUCCUGUAAGCUAUACAAGAGAUCGCAAAUCUAACAGUUCAUCCCCUCAGACUACCAACCUCAGGCCAUCACAACCAGUUGCAUUAGAUCCGCCAACUUUGCCUCCACGCUCUGUAAGCCCUGCACAGAGUUCAACCACUGCUAGCUCUGUGUCUUGGCUAGCUCAUCAAAGUAACCAUACAACUACUGAAGUAACUAGAGCCACUUCCUCUACAUCUCCACAAGCUCCAGCUGGGCAAACAGCUCAAUGUAGUCCUCAAGCGACUACACAUAGUUCUCUGUCCCCAAAUAUUGUUGUAUCUUCUGUACCUUCUACACCUUCUAGUACUCCCCUUAAAUCAUCAUCUGAUAAGGGCAAAGAAAAAAAGGAACGGGGUAGUGUCAGUUUGAUGCGAAGACUUACUAACAUGAAAAAGUCUAAAUCACCACCACCACCAUAUUCUAUGGACAAUCCUGUUUUUGAAGAUGGAUCUGUGUUUGGAACUCCUGUUCAUAGUGUUCAUCAAGCUCACCCUAUUCAUGUCAGGUCUGGCUCAUGUCCAAGCCAACUGCUUCAGCUUCCUCUUCCUGAGUCGUUGUCAACUAUCUCCCCACAACAGUCUCAGCCUCAUCAUCGAGCAGUGCCUGGAGCAGGAGGUUCUCAACGAAUUCGUCACAAGGAACGACCAAAUGUAGUGACAUCAAAUUUCUCACUCAAUGGAAGAUCUGGUGAAGUGGGAGUUUCUGCAUCUGCACCUGUGCCAAAUCCCAACAGUCAUCAUCGGAAAUCUAAUUCUCUUGAUGCUGGCAGUAGCCAAGGAAAUGGUCCAAACGGUCAUACUACAAAUCAGGGAGAGUCAAGCCGGAAAUCAAAACAACUUGUUCAACCUGCUCGAGAACGGUUCCGAUGUGUCGUUCCUUACCCACCUCACUCAGAGUAUGAAUUGGAACUCCGCGUUGGUGAUGUUAUAUAUGUUCAUCGAAAACGUGAAGAUGGAUGGUAUAAAGGGACCCAACAGCGAACUGGUAGAACUGGACUUUUUCCAGCAAGCUUUGUUGAAGCUUUCUGAGACGCAGCUUCCGCUUCCUGUAUGUUUGAGACCUACUUCUAGGUUUAUUGUCAGGUGGCGGAUGAUUGUUCCAUGUUGUAGAUGUUGUACAUGUUGUACUACAAUCUGUCAAAUUACUAGGUUUUAAGUUGUGUUUGUUUUGUAAAGUUAUUUCAGUCCUGUGAUAUCUCAUAGCCAUUCAAGACUAUGCUAUCUAAACGAUUUCAUGUACUAACCAGUAACAUAUAAGUUGGUUGUUAUGGCUGUGGGGAACUGACCAGCCAGCAGAGAGGGAAAGGAAUGUAUGAACUAAGUUAAGAAGUGUACGAUGAACUAUGCAUGUAGUCCCUAUUGUUUUGUUGUUGUUCAGGAACAAUCUUUUUCUUUCUUGCCAGUGUACAAGACAUAAUACCUACAGUAUCGUCAUUUUAAAAUUCUGUAUUUGUUUUAAUUUAGUUUGUCUUGAUUGAGCCACAUUUUUGUGUUCAUAUUUAUUCAUGAGCUUUAUGAGUAUCAAAUUCUCUUGCCUUUAGUUUUAUGUGUACAUACCUUUCUCGUUUCAAUGACUUUAACUAGCCCUAUUAAGGUCUCUUAUUCUUAUUUUUUUGAAAACCUUACAUUGCAUCCUGCAUUACCUAAUUAAUGGGCUGUGCGCUCAAAAUGUACUAUAUACAUCAUGCAUUUUCAUUUCAAUCAUUUGUCAUAUUCUAAUUGAUAGUGCGUAAUUUAACAGAUGGUAUCUAUCAUGUUCAUUCUACGAUAUUGUUGAAGUUUUAAUAAUGUCAAACUUUUUUUGUGCCCCGAAACCAAAUCCAUGACAUAGGUUUUGUAAAUUUGCUUGUCAUCAGCUCAGUUCUGAUCAAGUUGAAGAAUACUGAUUGACAAUUUAACCUGUUUAGUUAUAUACUAGCUUUGACUUUGAUAAAGACCUACUUGUGUGGAGGAUAUAUUGUAGUCUGUAUAUCUUAUAUAUCUAUGAAUUAAUCCACUUUUGCUGAUGGUUUUGAUUUAUCUCAUCUCUUGAGCUGUUUCCUCUCGUACUCAUUGGUCAUUAAAAUUUUCUACAAUAUCUGAUUACAUAGUUACCAAAUUCUUUUUUAAUGCUAAGCUGUUAGUCCAUUACCUCAAGACAAAGACAGCAAGUUGCACUAUUUAUUAAGUAUAGAAUAUAAAUCUGUUGUUCAACGUGAAUGAUACAAUGUACUAAAAAUGAUUAAGAGAGUCUGUGUGUUAUUGAUUGUUGGUUUAAAAUAUCUCAUUUUUUUGAUAAUUGUGUAUUUGUUCUGUUGAGAUGUAGAAAGUUAAUCAUCUAUUUGGAAGCUCGCUAGUAAGUGGCAGUGAAUGUGUUCAUUUUUCUCUUGUACAAAAAGUAAAACCUGUAUUACUAUUACAAUGUUAUAUUUUAAAUGUUACAGGUCUAAUGAAUAUUGUGAUAGUAGACAAUCUUUGACAUUUAGAAUGCAUAGAGCUCUUCCACAUGUUGCCAUAUUACUCUUGGUAAACAUGUCAAUAACAUUUAAUUAAUUGCUGAUUGUCCACUAACUACACGUUGUCCUAUAACCAUUUUUUUUUUAAAUUAUCAAAUGAUUAUGAAAUUUUUAAGAAAGAGAAAGACAGGUAUAUGUAAUAGGAUUAACAAACAUCUUUUCCCCUAACUUGCCAUGACUCUGUGAUCAAUUUGAAGGGGAGGUACCAAUAAAGAUGCGUGCAUUAACUACUGUUCUUGGUUUCUGGAUUUUUCUUUGAAAGGAAACAUCAUUCUUACCAGUUGCUUGAAUUUCUUCAUUUUUGUUGUUGUAGUAAUUGGUCUAGAAUUAUUUUUUUUUUGUUCAUUGUACUUUUGCUUUCAUUCUAAUAUGUAUUGCAUACCUGUGAAUCUGAUAAUCAAAGUUCUUGAUCUGUUAAUCUGAAUCAUGUGUGUUCUUUGUAGCCUAGAAUUUAUCACCAAAAUGACAAAUUGUUAAUUGCAAGUAUGUAUAUCAACUUGUGUCAUGUUGAGCAUUGAAGACUGCAUGUCUCAAAGGCCAUGCCUUGUAUGUUUUGUGAGAGUGUAUUUAUAAAUGUAUCAAACUUUUUAUAAAUAUAUUUCUUACCCAAA